This is a messenger RNA of Desarmillaria tabescens, 393 nucleotides long. RefSeq lists its product as uncharacterized. Lineage: Eukaryota; Fungi; Basidiomycota; Agaricomycetes; Agaricales; Physalacriaceae. The record is from RefSeq and is a predicted model, not a curated record. The transcript is spliced from 2 exons. The coding region runs from base 1 to 393 and encodes 130 amino acids.
AUGAAUGAAGAUAGCUGGGAGCCAGGAUUGGUUCCUGAACUUCCUGAACCUGGUGUCGAUCUGUAUCAAGAUAGUCGAGAAAAACGUGAUGGGACUGGCCAAACCUGGCAUACUCUUUCUUGGAUUUGGACAACAACGAAGAUCAACCUAGCAGAUGGGGCUGAUGAAAACAACGAUGAAGUGCUAUAUUUGGAAUGGUGUCACAGUCAUGCAAGAGCAUAUCAGGCACGUGAGGAAGUUUUACUCCUCUGGGAGGAAAUGCGCAGAACCUUGAAGUUCUUGGAAUGGCGAGGGGAGUGGUGGAUCGAUGGUGAUGCAGAUGAACAAGACAUCAGGAUUUGGAGUGAUGAGGAGGAGGUGGAGCUGGAUGAGGAGGAUUAUGUGGAUCUCUGA